Topomyia yanbarensis is the source of this 987-nucleotide messenger RNA. RefSeq lists its product as uncharacterized. The record is from RefSeq and is a predicted model, not a curated record. Bases 460 to 987 code for a protein of 175 amino acids. The transcript is spliced from 2 exons. NCBI's taxonomy places the organism in Eukaryota, Metazoa, Arthropoda, Insecta, Diptera, Culicidae.
AGAAUUUAUAACCGAUUUCUUUUUUUUUCACAAUUUCCAGGAUUGCUGGAAACGGCACAAAUUCGCCGGGCGGAAGGCGCCUCACGUACGAAGAAUUUAUCCAACUAUCGGAUCCUACUGCCUAAGGAGCUGGUCAGUUCGCAGAAGGACGUGCAGGACUUUACGAAUACGAUGGACCUCAAUAAGCAGCACUACCAGCUCGGUCGGGAAGACCAAGAUCAGGCGUGAAUCGCAGAAGAUAUCGCGGAACAUUUGUCUUCACAGGCGAAUCAUCGACAGUAUCAUCACGAUUCAGCGCUGGUUCCGGUCGAUCCUGUAGCGGAAAGAAUACUGCCAGUACCUCAGUACGGCCUACACGAUUCAAUCGUACUGGCGGGUGUGCCUGAAGGCAAAGUUCCUGACGAAGCUUCGAACGGAAGCGGCUACCAUCAUCAUAGCGCUUGGUGGGGCAGCUACACGAUGCGAAGUUGGUACAAUAAGCUGAAGAGUGGUGUACAGGCGCUAUCCGGGAAACUGCAACGUGCCAAACUACUGUCGACGAAAAGCCUCCCUGCAUCCGAACGCCUUCUAGAGAGCUCGUUCGACGCACCAGACAUUAUCCAGCUCAGGGUGGUCAGUGUCAGUAAAAAGCGACCAGCAUCCAUAAUAGACGGAAUAAGCUUCGAGUCGGCCGUUGACAUAGUAAACAAGAAUCAGGCUCUGCUGAGCGAUAACAGUCUAAGCAGUGCGGAUUUCAUCGACGACGGCGACAAUGAUGACUGUUAUGAUUCGGGUCUAGUAGAUGAGCCAAGUUACGGAGCUUCGUCGGUGUUAAGACGUAAGUUCUUUCUCGGAAAGAAUAUCAGCGCGUGUAGUGGGGAUAGUGGUUUGCCAGAUGGAUACGGUAGCAGUCAACAGCAUGUGAAAUGCUACUCCAUAGGCAGGAUGAUGUGUUGGACCGACCAAUAUAGUAGCAGGAGAUCUAACGUGCGAGCAACAGCCAUUUGA